AUGUUCGGGACAAGUUUCAGCAAUGUUCGGGACAAGUUUCAGCAGUGUUCAGGACAAGUUAUUGUUAUGUUCAGGACAAGUUACAGCAGUGUUAAGGAAAAGUUAAGACAGUGUUCAGGACAAGGAACAGCAGUGGUCAGGACAAGGUACAGCAGUGUUCAGGAUAAGUUACAGCAGUGUUCAGGACAAGUGUUCAGGACAAGGUACAGCAGUGUUCAGGACAAGGUACAGCAGUGUUCAGAACAAGGUACGGCAGUGUUCAGGACAAGUGACAGCAGUGUUCAGGACAAGUUACAGCAGUGUUCAGGACAAGGUACAGCAGUGUUCAGAACAACGUACAGCAGUGUUCAGGACAAGUUACGGCAGUGUUCAGGACAAGGUACAGCAGUGUUCAGGACAAGGUACAGCAGUGUUCAGAACAAGGUACGGCAGUGUUCAGGACAAGUGACAGCAGUGUUCAGGACAAGUUACAGCAGUGUUCAGGACAAGGUACAGCAGUGUUCAGAACAACGUACAGCAGUGUUCAGGACAAGUUACGGCAGUGUUCAGGACAAGGUACAGCAGUGUUCAGGACAACAUACAGCAGUGUUCAGGACAAGUUACAGCAGUGUUCAGGACAAGGUACAGCAGUGUUCAGAACAAGGUACGGCAGUGUUCAGGACAAGUGACAGCAGUGUUCAGGACAAGUUACAGCAGUGUUCAGGACAAGGUACAGCAGUAUUCAGAACAAGGUACAGCAGUGUUCAGGACAAGUUACGGCAGUGUUCAGGACAAGGUACAGCAGUGUUCAGGACAAGGUACGGCAGUGUUCAGGACAAGGUACAGCAGUGUUCAGGACAAGUAACAGCAGUGUUCAGGACAAGUAACGGCAGUGUUCAGGACAAGUUACAGGAGUGUUCAAGACAUGUUACGGCAGUGUUCAGGACAAUUUACGGCAGUGUUCAGGACAAGUUACGGCAGUGUUCAGGACAAGUUAAGACAGUGUUCAAGACAAGUUAUUGUAGUGUUCAGGACAAAUUACGGCAGUGUUCAGGACAAGGUACGGCAGUGUUCAGGACAAGGUACGGCAGUGUUCAGAACAAGGUACAGCAGUGUUCAGGACAAGUUAAGACAGUGUUCAAGACAUGUUACGGCAGUGUUCAGGAUAAGUUACGGAAGUGUUCAGGACAAGGUACGGCAGUGUUCAGAACAAGGCACAGCAGUGUUCAGGACAAAUUACGGCAGUGUUCAGGACAAGGUACGGCAGUGUUCAGGACAAGGUACGGCAGUGUUCAGAACAAGGUACAGCAGUGUUCAGGACAAGUUACGGCAGUGUUCAGGACAAGUUACGGCAGUGUUCAGGACAAGUUACAACAGUGUUCAGGACAAGGUACGGCAGUGUUCAGGACAAGUUACGGCAGUGUUCAGGACAAGUUACGGCAGUGUUCAGGACAAGGUACAGCAGUGUUCAGGACAAGUUACGGCAGUGUUCAGGACAAGGUACAGCAGUGUUCAGGACAAGUGACAGCAGGGUUCAGGACAAGUUACGGCAGUGUUCAGGACAAGUUACAACAGUGUUCAGGACAAGGUACGGCAGUGUUCAGGACAAGUUACGGCAGUGUUCAGGACAAGUUACGGCAGUGUUCAGGACAAGUGACAGCAGUGUUCAGGACAAGUUGCAGCAGUGUUCAGGACAAGGUACAGCAGUGUUCAGGACAAGUUACGACAGUGUUCAGGACAAGUUAUUGUAAUGUUCAGGACAAAUUACGGCAGUGUUCAGGACAAGUUACGGCAGUGUUCAGGACAAGUUACGGCAGUGUUCAGGACAAGUUACAGCAGUGUUCACGACAAGUUACGGCAGUGUUCAGGGCAGACCAAACGGGGUCAAAUUGA
Pecten maximus is the source of this 1872-nucleotide messenger RNA. RefSeq lists its product as uncharacterized. The transcript has 3 exons. Lineage: Eukaryota; Metazoa; Mollusca; Bivalvia; Pectinida; Pectinidae. The coding region runs from base 1 to 1872 and encodes 623 amino acids. The record is from RefSeq and is a predicted model, not a curated record.